Messenger RNA from Cladophialophora carrionii CBS 160.54, 399 nucleotides. RefSeq lists its product as uncharacterized. The transcript is spliced from 4 exons. The coding region runs from base 1 to 399 and encodes 132 amino acids. Lineage: Eukaryota; Fungi; Ascomycota; Eurotiomycetes; Chaetothyriales; Herpotrichiellaceae. Gene Ontology annotation, cellular component: membrane; endomembrane system. The record is from RefSeq and is a predicted model, not a curated record.
AUGAGCGGCAUCCCACCAGCACCAUCCCUGCCCGCGGGACCGCCGCCUAUUGUCUUCAAGACCUUCACGCCUCGGACACUACUGAAGUAUAACGGCACGGAGAACGCGCCAGUGUACCUCGCCGUCCGCGGCAAAGUCUACGACGUCUCUUCGGGCCGCAACUUCUACGGCCCCGGCGGCCCCUAUGAGAACUUCGCAGGCCGCGACGCUACUCGAGGCCUCGCCUGCCAGAGUUUUGAUGAAGAGAUGUUGACGAAAGACCUCGACGGACCGCUCGACCCUUGUGAGGAUUUGACUAGUGAGCAGGUGGAAAACUUGAACGGGUGGAUAGAGCGGUUUGACGAAAAGUAUUUGGUUGUAGGGAAGUUGGUGGCCUUCCACAAGACGGACUUCCAUUGA